CGAGGCUGCCCUGUUCGUGUCUCAUGUUUCUGCUGUCUGCUAUGUCUAUCGUCCUUGUUUCCCUGUCUGUACAUUAUUCGGCGUUGCGUUCUCUGUUCUUCUCAAUCUCAACCUCAAUCACGCGUAACUGAGCUUCUCGUGAGACCCAUCUCAAGCGCCAUCUCAUCCUUUUGCCUCAUCCACGCGUGCUCCAUAAAGGUAUAUCAACCACCUUGUUUGCCGCCACACUGGUCCCAAGCACGCUUCGAUUUUGCGGCUGCGUAUCUGUUGCCACUACUCGUCGUGACUAGACAGGAUGUCCAUCAACCCGGAACACACCUCCCUUCCAUCCUCACCCUCUGCGUCCCAACUCGACGAAGUCAAGCAAGCGAUCAAAUCCCUCCUCCACCAACCCGACUAUGACGAUGGCUCCGCAGGUCCCGUCCUCGUCCGCCUGGCCUGGCACGCAGCGGGGACAUACUGCGCCGCGACCAACACCGGCGGGUCCAACGGCGCAGGCAUGCGUUACGAGAAGGAAGGCGGCGACCCGGCGAACGCGGGACUCCAACACGCCCGGACGUUUCUCGAGCCCAUUAAGAAAGCAUCUCCUUGGAUAACGUACUCUGAUCUAUGGACGUUAGCCGCUGUCGUCGCGGUCAGCGAGAUGGGCGGGCCCAAUAUCCCCUGGCAAGGUGGCCGGACGGAUUUCACUGACGAUUCUCGUGUGCCGCCGCGCGGACGACUGCCCGAUGGGUCAAAGGGUGCUGAUCAUUUGCGUUGGAUAUUCUACCGGAUGGGCUUUGAUGACAGGGAGAUUGUUGCGUUGAGUGGGGCGCAUAAUCUUGGACGAUGCCACAGUGACCGCUCGGGCUUCGAGGGGAAAUGGGUGAAUAACCCCACGCGGUUUUCGAAUACGUACUUCAAAUUGCUCAAGAUGCACGACUGGAAGAACAAGGUCCUCGCGAACGGGCUGGAGCAAUAUGUUUAUGUGGACGAGGAUUUGAAGGACGAGGAUCCGGAGCUGGCAGAGGAGGAGACACUGAUGAUGCUUCCUACUGACAUGGCCCUCCUUGAGGAUCCGAGCUUUCGUGUCUGGGUGGACAAGUUUGCUGAAGAUAAGGAGUUGUUCUUCCGUGAUUUUGCUGCUGUGUUUGCGAAACUGUUGGAGCUUGGGAUCCAGAGGGAUGUGGGCGGACGGGUUGUGAAUGAGGAGAAUUUGAAGGACGGCUAUAGAAGCGCGCCAAAGAAGAGUGACAGUUCUGGAAGGCCGGAAUGGGAUCAGAACGAGGAACAGGUUGGGCAUGAAGCUGGGCGUUUGAAGAAGGAGAAUGAACAGUAUAGCAAGAAGGAGAAGAGCAGGGUGGUCGUGAAAGCGAAGCUGUGACGUGCUUCGCAAUUGAAUGUCAUUAUUGUGGUGCGCUACCAACUGUGUAUACAAUAUGUGUCUUAGCGAUUCAAGACUAGAUACAGUCGUUUUCUGAAAAUCUGUUCAGUCUA
Molecule: messenger RNA, 1476 nt
Organism: Exophiala xenobiotica
Lineage: Eukaryota; Fungi; Ascomycota; Eurotiomycetes; Chaetothyriales; Herpotrichiellaceae
Exons: 1
Coding region: 296-1363 (355 amino acids)
Biological process (GO): cellular response to oxidative stress; response to reactive oxygen species; hydrogen peroxide catabolic process
Molecular function (GO): heme binding; peroxidase activity
Source: RefSeq, a predicted model, not a curated record